AUGCAGGUUAUCACCGCAGAGAGACCUUGGGCCCGCCGUACGCCCUCCACUAAUCUUUCACGAGAUGUCGGCUACCAGCCACACACGGGCAAGUUCGGUAUCAUAACUGGUGGUUCAAGAGGUAUCGGUGAGGCCAUUUCGAAGAAUCUCGCCUCAAAGGGAUGCUCCCUGCUCCUCAUUUAUACCUCUGAUUCGUCUGCGGAGCCCACACAGCGACUGUGCGAGGAGCUUCAAAGCACGUACGGCUCAGUGUGCAUACCGCUGCAGGCCGAUCUUUCGGACCCGACUCGAAGCGCGCCCUACAUUGUCGACGUUGCAAAAAGCAAGUUUGCGCAUCCUCGCUCAGGUGAAUUUCAGAUCGACAUCCUGAUCAACAACGCCGGCAUUGCUGGCAACAAGACUCUCAACGACCCGCAAGCAGGGCCGAUAGAGAUCACACAGUUUGACAAGCAGUAUCACGUCAACGUGCUGGCACCACUAUUACUUACACAAGCUUGCGAGCCGUACCUACCGAAAGACCGCUCGGGUCGGAUUGUCAAUGUCUCGAGUGUUUCGUCUUCCAUCGGUUGCGAAGGACAAUCGAUCUAUGCAGGCACAAAGGCCGCGGUGGAGGCAAUGACGAGGGUAUGGGCGCGAGAAUUGGCCGAGAGAUGUACCGUCAACUGCAUCAACCCUGGCCCAGUCUGGGGCGACAUGUAUGCGCAAGCCGGCAAGGAAUUCUGGGAUAUCAACCAGAAAUACGUUGACGGCGCCCCUCUGAUGGCUUACAACGGUGAGGAACACAUCAAGGCACGCGCCGGCGGCAAUCCAGAAGAGUAUCACAAGACUGUCACAGAGGGUAUGGGUUCAAAGAGGCCUGGCUUCACGGACGAGGUUGCUGGUGUAGUAGGCAUGCUCUGCUCCGAGGAGAGUGGGUGGACCACAGGCUCGGUGAUUUGUGCAAACGGAGGCAUGAAGAUGUCGAUAGCGUAA
Molecule: messenger RNA, 972 nt
Organism: Cyphellophora europaea CBS 101466
Lineage: Eukaryota; Fungi; Ascomycota; Eurotiomycetes; Chaetothyriales; Cyphellophoraceae
Exons: 2
Coding region: 1-972 (323 amino acids)
Molecular function (GO): oxidoreductase activity, acting on the CH-OH group of donors, NAD or NADP as acceptor
Source: RefSeq, a predicted model, not a curated record